Messenger RNA from Ciona intestinalis (vase tunicate), 2844 nucleotides. The record is from RefSeq and is a predicted model, not a curated record. Lineage: Eukaryota; Metazoa; Chordata; Ascidiacea; Phlebobranchia; Cionidae.
AUUUUAAACCAGCAUUGUGGAAGAAUGCAACUUUAUAUCCAGGUCUCUUCUUCAGGCAGUUUAAUGGAUAAAAAUUUGGAAAACAACAGCAUUAAAAAAUCGGUUCUUCUACUUUGCCCUGAAGAUGUUUAUGGCAUUGGUGCAACAGAAUGGCAGAUCCCAAAAGAAAUUACGGAAAACCUCUCUGACAAAUUAAGUCUUAAUGUAUCAAUUCAAGUGUAUAAUGUAAAGAAUGCUAAGCUGGUUAAACCAAAGCUCAGAUUCAAGUUGUUUCUGCACACCACCGCUAAAUUUAAUGCAGUAACUGCUGUAGAAGUGGGACCGCUAUCUUACAGCCAGUAUCUUUCCACUGUUUCGUCUCAAGUUGAUGCAAGUAUUUUGAUCAGUGACCACUUUGUGCAUGCGGUCAAAAAUAUCAAUGUAAACUUUACUGUACCAGUUACAGCUGAAAUAUGUGGCUUACAUCCUGGCUAUGUAACUGUGGUUGUGCAUGGGGACUCUGCAGCAGAAUAUGAAACUAUCACCCAAAAUAAUUUUGCAACUACUGUUAUUAACUCAACAAUAUGGAAUUCCUUGUGCUCGGGUAAAGAUUCCAAGCCAGCCAAUGGGAUUUGGUUUGCUCUGGAUUCUGCAGAAGUUGCUUUGGUCCCUGGAGAACCAGGAAAUUCUUCGGAAUAUCGUUCAUUUACAUUCAAUGUUGGUUUUAGUAUCGUCCGUAAUGACAGUGAACUCGCUGCUUCCUCUAUAGCUCAACUGGACAUAGUUUCUCAGUUGGAAUUCUGUCUCACAUAUCACAAUGGAAAGUGUAUUGACCAUCAGUAUUCAAUACCCUUGACAAUGAAUGAAUAUACAUUGAAUUCAGCAAGUUCGUUUUACGCUAAUGGUUAUGACUACAAUAUCGACCGAAGUCAUUCAUUGUACGAACAUGCUGAUGAUUUGUGCAGAAACUUUGGCUACAGACUUGCCAUUUUAAAAGACCCUGCUUUUAUCCCUGUUUUUGCAUGGUAUGCUCAUAUUAAUGGACUUAAUAGAAGGAUAUGGAUAGGUACGGACUCUGUGUUGAAAUAUGGUGAUUGGCUUUGGCAGGAUGGAACUGAAGUUCUUUUACCAAGAAAAUCUACCUACACACAAUCAAAUAUAUUGGAGGGGUGGAAUAAUGGUCAACCAAACCUGUAUAGUGAAAUAUAUAAUUGUGGAGUUAUCUUAUAUCAAAGCAGCACUGAAGCAGCUCUUGAAGGUUAUGUUUGCUAUGCACAAUUGUAUCGUCUCUGCCAAGGACCUUUUCAAGCAACGAAAUCUGCAACUUUUUCUUUGACAAAGAAACAAGUGUUUGAAAGAUGUGGUCAAAAUGAUGCCAAAGUGAAGGUUUCAUUUCGCAACAGAAGUAACAGGAAAGGAAUCAUGACUUCUAAGUUGGUCACAAUUCCUAAGUUAGAUGAUGCAAUCUGUGAAGGUUUUUGUGACCUUCGUGUAACUCACUUCUCAAUGGAAACAAAUGGAACAAGUUGGAUAAAUCUAAAAUAUUCACUAAGUGCUCAGAUUAUUUUUACUAACGAUGUUUACUUUAAUGAGUUGGGAUACAAUGCUCACAUUGUUAUGUUAGCAUCUGACCAUAAACCCUUCCUCUCAUCUGCUUUAAUUGAACAAAUUAAAUCAAAUCUUGGAAUAUCUAAAACUACUCUCAUUACUACAGGUAUAUAUCAACUACCUGUUAUGCUAAACCUUCAGCAAGAUUAUGAGCUACGUAAAGAUCGGUAUACACAGGAAAAAAGCUUUGCUUCAAGCGAAAAUGUUAAUUUAAAUGGAGACCUUAAUCUAAAGGAUUACAUUGACAAUCGGCAAUCAAUGUGUGGUAGCUUUGUAUAUGUGACAGUGGUAAUACUUCCAAAUAUUCAAGUUCUCGGCAAUGAGCUGGACACAUACAAUAAUUCAGACAACACAGCCUCCUUUAAACUUUAUUUCCCCUGCCCACAGUCUAACAUCUUAAAAUAUAACAUUUCCGGAUCAAAAGAAACUCAAGUAAUUUAUCCAGAGUUGGAAUCUAAGGUCUCACUGACAGUCAAUGUAGAAAAUCAGUAUUCAGAUGUAUCGGCUUUUCCAAAAUUCAGCCACUUUCGCUCUAAAACUGCUAUAAUUGUCUCCAAUGCCCACUUUACUCUAAACCGGACAAGCCUGGCUUGUCAUCAUAUCAGCAAAGUGAAUCAACUUGAAUGCUCUUACAAUUUGCUCCCAAACUCAGAUAUUCGCUUGCACAACAAUCAUGUAGAACAUUCUAACUCUUCAAAACAGUUUCAUGUUCUAGCAAGUUUCAAUAUUACCCGAAGCAUUUGUCAGACAGUGAAACAGAUAUGCCUUGUACCAGUGAAUUUAGUCCUAAACAGCGAGGAUAUCGUCCUAAAUCAAAGCUUGUGCAUUCCAGUUAAAACAGAUACUUCUCUUUAUCCAGUGCCAACCCAAACACAUCACAAUUGUGGUAAUUUCACAAAUUCUGGCACUUUUUGUCUUACGAAGUCAACAUUACCAAAGGAACAUGGGAUUUUAAAAUUCUGUAAACAUUCUAUCAUCUUGAUGAAUGAUUCAUUUUCAUGGCAGCCUUUAUCAUACAACUUACGCAACUCAAGUUCGGAAGUAUUGCUGAAUAUUUCUUUUCUAAACUUGGGGCAGUCUUUUUCAUUUAGUGACAACAACAUUUCAUUUCAGCUCUUUGCUUCUCCUACGAAACUCAAUGGUAGCAUUAAUGGCAUUGCAAUAACAAAAAAAACAUUUCUUCCGGUUCAGGAACUUGCUAACAUACAUCCUUGGUUUGAAUAUGGGGAUCUUCUUACAAAUGCCCAUCGUGUUUAA